AUGUUCAUGAUCAUUCGAGAGGGAUCAGCAGCAGGGGGAGGCAGUGCUGCCGGAAUGAGCGCUCCACCAGAAAGGACCGCAAAACAGGUUCAGGCUGCCAUCAAGAAGAAGGUGGAGAAGCAGAGGAGGCAGCUUGAAAUGGGCGUGGUGGAGGCAUUCAGCAGCAGCGCUAAGCCUAAAAGACGACAGAGACAGAGUCAGACUGCACCACUCGAACAAAGGGGGGGUGAGGAUGAGGAGGAAGAUGAAGAUGCUGCAAAUGAGACGGAGGAACAGCGAGAGAAAGAGGACGCUGACCUAGUGCCCAUUGUGGACUCAGUUUUUGGUCAAGACAGGGAUCUACGGCCUGAGGAGAUUGAAGAGCUGCGGGAGGCCUUCAAAGAGUUUGACCGGAACAAAGGCUACAUCAACUGUAAGGAUCUGGGAGAGUGCAUGAGGACUAUGGGAUACAUGCCUACAGAGAUGGAGCUCAUCGAGCUAAGUCAGCAAAUCUGUGGGGGUAAAAUCGACUUUGAAGACUUUGUGGAGCUGAUGGGGCCUAAAAUGCUAGCAGAAACUGCAGACAUGAUUGGCGUCAAAGAGUUAAGAGAUGCCUUCAAAGAGUUUGACUCGAAUGGUGAUGGGCAGAUCAGUAUUAUUGAACUAAAGGAAGCCAUGAAGAAACUCCUGGGCGAACAGUUGAACCCCAGAGAGAUUGAUGAGAUCCUCCAGGACGUGGACCUCAAUGGAGAUGGCCAAGUGGACUUUGAAGAGUUUGUGAGGAUGAUGUCACGCUGACAGCUCACCACAGAUGAUCUUCACAGAAGAAUCUGUUUAAUAUAUAUAUAUAUAUAAAACUGGACGUACAUAAGUGCAGUAUUUGGUAAUGCUUUUUUUUCUAAGGCAGUGGAAGACAAAUCAGAUUUGUACAGUUUUAUUUUUCAGUUGAGGUGUAUGUAAUAAAGGACUUUGGUUAAUGUGCUUUACUAA
Pygocentrus nattereri (red-bellied piranha) is the source of this 969-nucleotide messenger RNA. RefSeq names its product calcium binding protein 2b (gene cabp2b). The record is from RefSeq and is a predicted model, not a curated record. Bases 1 to 777 code for a protein of 258 amino acids. NCBI's taxonomy places the organism in Eukaryota, Metazoa, Chordata, Actinopteri, Characiformes, Serrasalmidae. The transcript is spliced from 7 exons. Gene Ontology annotation, molecular function: calcium ion binding.